Molecule: messenger RNA, 1026 nt
Organism: Suillus plorans
Lineage: Eukaryota; Fungi; Basidiomycota; Agaricomycetes; Boletales; Suillaceae
Exons: 4
Coding region: 158-922 (254 amino acids)
Source: RefSeq, a predicted model, not a curated record
UCGAUCAUACAUUAGAACCUAAAUUGGGAUUAAUCUCUUCAUUAUGUCCGAUCCUUGCGUCCUCCGCGAUAUAGCUGUGGUGACCGCAUACUUGCGUCAUAGGCUCUGGGAGACAAUAUAGGAGGGUUGGAGAUGUUUUUCUUUUCUUUCAUGAACUAUGACCACAGAUAAUACAAACACUACUACUAGUACUACGAAGAAUGAAAGUGGGAGUGGAGGAGGGUUUGGGAGUAAGCUCAAAGGAGCCGCUCAAGUCAUCCACGGGUUCGGUGAUAAUAUUCGAGGCUCAGCACUUGGAGCUGCCGAUCGUGCUACGAGCUCUACAACUGGCGUGCAGAAGAAUGAUGACCUUGCUGCAAAGGGCCGUGCUGAGAUUGCCGAGGGUAUGGCAAUGAUGAAAGGUCAUGCGCCCGCGGCUCAAGGUGCCCCUACCGAAACGACACCGGCUGGAACGGCACCCCCUGGAACGGCGCCUGCUGAUCAAGGUACGACUGCGGAAGCUGGGACCGGAGCAGGUACUGGUACCACGACUGGGACUGGCGCAGGUACUGGAGCCGUAACUGGCGCCGCAGGUGGCGCCGCAGUUGGCGGUGCUGCUGCAGGGGUGACGGAUCAAGAUCGGCAACAGGGAACGGGUGACGAAAAAUCAAGUGCAGUUGGGGGAAAGACUGAACCUGAGUCAACAGGUUCGGGUGCUGCUCAGACUGGUCGCGAGGCUGCUGUAGGCGCAGGGGCAGUACAGGGUCAAGCUGGGACUGGAGCAGGUACUGGCGCCACAACUCGGACUGGCGCAGAUACUGGGGCCGUACCUGGGACCGCAACUGGGGGUGCUGCUGCAGGGGUGACGGAUCAAGGUCGGCAACAGGGAACGGGUGAUGAAAAAUCAAGUGCAGGAAAGACUGUACCUGAGCCAACAGGUUAGUGUUUUUCAACUUUACUUCCCCGGUCGACGGGAUAAUUAUUUUCAAUCAAGGUCCGGGUGCUACUCAGACUGGUCAUGAGGCUGCUACAGGCGCAGGGGCAUUG